Iphiclides podalirius (scarce swallowtail) is the source of this 2037-nucleotide messenger RNA. The record is from the annotation of a GenBank genome assembly. NCBI's taxonomy places the organism in Eukaryota, Metazoa, Arthropoda, Insecta, Lepidoptera, Papilionidae.
AUGCACCAGCUACGUUUAGCUGGUCGACACGUAGACGCCAACCACACUCCACACCCUGUUAACGAGAGAUGGACAAGGAGCCCGAGGUUCGAACAUGUUUGGGGAAAACGUGGGCGCCUCCCACAGUCCGCGGGGACGGACGGGGGCGCCGCGAUGCUCGAGCACUCGGCGGCGCGCUCCCGCGACGCUUUUCACGCGCUUCGCGAUUCUCCGGGGGCGUUCGCGCGCUCUCGGGCGCUUCGCUCGUGGUGCCGUGCGUGGUUCGCGAUUCGGUCGGACGAGUUGAACGCGGCGGGCGGGUACACGGGCUCGCCGUGGCCGCCGCUGGAACUGGACCCCGUGGGAUGGGGACGGAAACUGUACCCGACGGGAGCGCCGAGGUCCUCAGGUGGGCUGAUGUUCGGGUUGCACCACCAGGAGGCGGCGGGCGGGCUGCACGCUCAGCCCCGCGGGCCCGUCACCUCACUCAAGGAAGAGCCCCUGACUCGCGCAUGGAUGACGCCCGGCUCCCUAGUUGAUAAUUCGAACAGCGUGGGCGUUGGGCGGGCUCACUUCGAGAAGCAACCGCCCAGCAACCUGCGCAAGAGCAACUUCUUCCACUUCGUGGUGGCGCUCUAUGACCGCGCUGGCCAGCCCGUCGAGAUCGAGCGCACCGCCUUCAUAGGUUUCAUCGAGAAAGAUCAGGAAGCCGAGGGACAGAAGACAAAUAAUGGAAUUCAGUACAGACUUCAACUUUUAUACGCGAAUGGUAUACGACAAGAGCAAGACAUAUUCGUCCGACUUAUAGACUCCGUUACGAAACAGCCGAUUGUCUACGAGGGACAAGAUAAAAAUCCAGAAAUGUGCAGGGUGCUACUGACACAUGAAGUGAUGUGCAGUCGAUGUUGCGACAAGAAGAGUUGUGGAAACAGAAAUGAAACCCCAUCGGAUCCUGUCAUCAUUGAUCGAUUUUUUCUAAAAUUCUUCCUGAAGUGCAAUCAAAAUUGUUUGAAAAAUGCUGGCAACCCCCGAGAUAUGAGAAGAUUUCAAGUGGUAAUAUCAACACAAGUGAUGGUUGAUGGUCCCCUUCUCGCGAUAUCCGACAAUAUGUUCGUGCACAACAACAGUAAGCACGGACGACGCGCAAAACGCUUGGACCCGUCUGAAGGUACUGACGCCGCGCCAGACAAUAAUUCAGGUCUUUACCCGCCUCUGCCCGUCGCGACGCCUUGUAUCAAGGCUAUUUCGCCGAGUGAAGGGUGGACCUCUGGCGGGUCGACUGUUAUUAUAGUGGGUGACAACUUUUUCGACGGCCUCCAAGUCGUCUUUGGGACGAUGCUAGUCUGGAGCGAGUUGAUAACAUCUCACGCGAUACGAGUUCAGACCCCACCACGGCAUAUACCCGGCGUGGUGGAAGUGACGCUUUCCUACAAAAGCAAGCAGUUUUGUAAAGGCGCUCCUGGAAGAUUCGUAUAUGUUUCUCUCAACGAGCCAACGAUUGACUACGGAUUCCAGAGGCUGCAGAAGCUAAUACCGAGGCAUCCCGGUGAUCCGGAGAAGCUGCCUAAGGAGAUAAUCCUGAAGCGGGCGGCGGACUUGGCGGAGGCGUUGUACUCGAUGCCGAGGAACAACCAGCUGCUCCCACGGUCGCCGCCCCCCACCACCACCUUCAACACGUACGCACAAGACGCGGCGUCCCACCAGUGGACCGAAGAGGAGUACGCGCGCGGCGGCGGGGGCUCCGUGUCGCCAAGGUACUGCGCCGGCGCGGCGACGCCGCACUACGCGCAGCACCUACGCCCCGCCAACCUCGCUCUUCAACUCCACCUCCCGAAUGGGCGGGCUGGUCUCAUCCCCCUUCAGCGUGAACCCGUUCUCGCUGCCAACGUGCAGCGCGCAACAGUACGCGCAGACCGCGCCGCUCGCCUCCAAGUAACGUACACCUUCCGCUCACCGAUUGCCAACGAUCGAUGCACGCGUGUGGUACACGUGGCGGAUUGUGGCACGCGUUUGGAUGACAUCCCUCUAAGUUUUUCCCAAUUUGCUAGAAAGCGAUUA